Molecule: messenger RNA, 2368 nt
Organism: Perca fluviatilis (European perch)
Lineage: Eukaryota; Metazoa; Chordata; Actinopteri; Perciformes; Percidae
Product: USP6 N-terminal-like protein
Exons: 13
Coding region: 176-2065 (629 amino acids)
Source: RefSeq, a predicted model, not a curated record
UAGCAGCAGAAGAAAUCAUUACAAACAGGUGUGUUUGUCUCACAGAGCUGCCAGCUGAUCCUGUUGGUUUGGAGGCCAGCAGUCGCCCACAUCUCUCAGCUGGGAUCUUUCCCCCCCCCAUGAGUCAUCUUGAGUUGUCGUCGUCGUCCUUGUUGUUGUUGUUGUUCUCCAGCUCAUGCAGUUCUUCCCUUCUUCUCGUCUCUCUGCAGAUAUUGACAUGAAGAAAGACAUUGAGACUCUUAUAGCAGAGGAACGCGCUGAUAUCAUCUUGAAAUAUGCUACGGGCAGGCAGGGCGGGGUGCAGAUCGACCCCUGGGAAGAUGCCGACUACAGUAUCUACAAGGUCAUCGACCGCUUCGGCUUCAUGCAUGAGGACGAGCUGCCGGCCGUGACUGCACAUGAGGAAAAGAGGAAGCAGCUGGAGAUCGAGCGCGCGGAGAAGUGGCUUAAGAUGGUGAAGAAGUGGGACAAAUACAAGAACAGUGACAGGAUGGUGAAGCGGGUGUACAAGGGCCUUCCCCUGCAGCUGCGGGGCCGGGCCUGGGCCCUGAUGCUGGACGUGGAGCGGGCCAAGAACGACAACCAGGGAAAAUACGAGAGAAUGAAGGAGCAGGCCCGGCGGUACUCGUCCGAGAUCAAACAGAUCGACCUGGACAUCAACCGGACCUUUCGGAACCACAUCAUGUUCACGGAUCGCUUUGGAGUCAAGCAGCAGGCUCUUUUCCAUGUCCUCUCUGCAUAUUCAGUCUACAACACAGAGGUGAGCUACUGCCAGGGCAUGAGUCAGAUCGCCGCCCUGCUGCUGAUGUACAUGAACGAGGAGGACGCCUUCUGGGCGCUGUCGCAGCUGCUGACCAAUCAGAAGCACGGCAUGCACGGGUUUUUUGUUCCCGGGUUCCCCAAACUUCAGCGAUUCCAGGCACAUCAUGAUCAGAUCAUUUCCAAACUCGUCCCCAAGCUGAAGAAACAUCUGGUGCAGCCGUCGCGGCUGUCGGAGGGUGGAGCCUCCUUUUCUUUGCUUGUCAGCUGGUCAGUGAAGAGAAACGGAAAACUGCUAGUGGUUCACCAAGCGUCCAACGCUGGGAAACGGUGCGAUCCCUGCCGCAUAAAACGCCACCGUGGACACGAGCCAUACGGGUCUGACAACGUUUUGGCGUUCUUGCAGACGCCGUUCACACUGACCCUUCGGCUGUGGGACAUCUUCAUCCUGGAGGGAGAGAGGCUCCUCACCGCCAUGUCCUACACCAUCCUGAAGAUACACAAGAAGCGUCUGUUGAAGAUGUCUCUGGAGGAUCUCCGAGAGUUCCUGCAGGAGAGGAUCUCUCAGACCUUCUUCCACAGUGACGACGUGAUCAUCGAGCAGCUUCAGGCCUCCAUGACCGAACUGAGGAAGAUGAAGCUGGACCUUCCUCCCCCAGGCAAGCCUGAUGAGUUGCCCCGUAAGCCUCUGGGCCAGGAGCCGCCGGUGCUGCUGAGUCCGGUUCAGCCCUGCAGAGGGAAGCCGUCCUCCGCCAGCGGGCUCCCCAGAGCGGGGGGGGGCCUGAGCCUCCACAUCAUCUCCCACCAGCCAGACUCCAUCUCCCCAGACCAGAGCCCCUCCAAAGACCCCAGGGAUCUGGACGCUGUGGACGACGAAGAGGAGGAGGAGGCCCCGCUGCCUUCCCCAGACCCCAUCAUCAUCCACAGCCGGGCGCCACUCACCCCCGAUGGCUCCCCGCUGACGGGGCCCCCACCUUACCGGCCCCCGGGGGGCGAAGAAGUAGAUAACAUGAAACGGCAGAUUUCAGACGCCUCCACAGAGGAGGACUCCUCUGCUGCCAACCCUGACCGAUCCUCCAGCACGCUCCCGCGGACGCUUUUGGCGCCCGUGGCCCAGGCGGCCUCGCCGGCUCUGGGCCCGUCCCAGUCAGAGAGCCUGUCGGCAGCAGAGAGGGCCGAGGACCGUUACCUGGCCCGGCUGCUGGAGCAGGCCUCGGCUCUGCCCGCCAACAGGAACCCCAAACAGAACCAGGACUCGAGCGAAGCGUCGGGAGAAAGCACGCGCUUCGGACAUUUCAUGAAAUGAGCAGAUUUAUGGUAGAGCCUAGACCGCACCCGAUGAACGCCAAGGUCAACACAGAGCGUACUGCACAGGCGUCAACACUAAGGGCUCCUGACCUGUACACUGGCUGCGUGAGCGUGGCGUGAGCGUGUCAGCUGCGUGGCGUGUCCGAUUAUAUUUCGGCUCCCAUGGUAACAGGUUAGAGCUUCCACACCGCUUGUGUGACACGCAAGCAGUGUGGAAGCGUUACCAGGCAAAAUAGAAUAUGAAAAGAUGUUUAUACAGUACAGGCCAAAAGUUUGGACACACCUUCUCAUUCAAAUGUGU